GAGUGAAGGUAAUUUGUGAGCCACCAUACACUUUAUGUUGCUUUUGCUCUUCUGAUGAAAGCCGAACACUAUGGGGAUUAUUGAAUGACUGGAUUUUUUUAGGGGCAAGAUGUUGCUUUUGAACCUGCUAAACUUCUGUGGCUUAUCCAGCGUGAUUUUCUGCAAGGGAAAUCUGUGAAAGAGAUGGUGGAUGAAGCACUUCAACAUGUUCCUAACACUGAUGGGGACAAAAAUAUUGAUCAAGUAAACCAGAUACGGGACUCCUUAGCCAUAAUGGGUGAUAACAGCACAGCCUUUAGCUUACCACAACCUCAUCUCAUGCGGACGAAGCUUUGUGAUAUGAAGGAUGAUGAGCUUGAUCCCACAUAUGUAAAAAAAAGAGAGCAGUUAAAAAAGCUCGUUGCUAGUAUUAUACGCCCAAAGAUUGUGCAGGGCAAGCCUCUAAAUGGAAAGGAGUUUGUAUCUUUCCUGGAGCAGAUACUUGAAGCCUUGAAUAAAGGGGAAAUCCCAUCAACGGGCUCCCUUGUGGAGGUCUUCAAUAAAGGUAUUCUUGAGCGGUGUUUGAAGCUAUACAGUGAGAGGAUUGGAAAAAUAGGCUUACCCCUUUCAGAGGAGUCCUUGCAUGAUGCUCAUGAAAGAUUUCGUGAAGAAGCAAUGAAAGCUUUUGAUGAACAACAUUUUGGCCGUCAUCAUGCAAAGCAAUCUGUCAUGAAACUGGAUGAAGAUAUAAAAGAGGUGCAUAAGAAUGUGAUUAUGGCUAACGAGUAUCAAUCAGCAAAGCUCUGUGAAGCACUGUAUACAAUAUGUGAGGACAAAAUGGACCAGCUUCAAGUUCUGAGACUUCCUUCAAUGGCAAAAUUCAAUGCAGGUUUCCUGCAAUGCAACCAAAGUUUUGAGCAGGAAUGUGUUGGGCCUUCAAAAGAAAACUAUGAGCAACGCAUGAUGAAGAUGAUGGGAAAGUCACGCUCUCUAUUUAUCAAGGAAUACAAUCACAGGCUAUUCAACUGGUUGGUGGCGUUUUCCCUUGUCAUGGUGGUGGUUGGCCGGUUUAUUAUAAAGUUCAUUUUGAUUGAGUUGGCAGCGUGGGUGCUUUUUAUCUUCUUAGAGACAUACACCAGGAUGUUUUGGACAGCAGAGUCACUUUAUUACAACCCAGUUUGGCAUUUCAUCGUAGCUACUUGGGAAAGUCUUGUCUACAGUCCCAUCCUUGAUUUGGACAGAUGGGCAAUUCCCAUUGGUUGUCUGCUGUUGAUAUGGGUACUAUACUGGCGAUGUUGUGGGAGAAGGAAACACGGGUCACGGUGGCUUCUACCCUUAUACAACACUCACAAAAGUGGAUCAAACCGGCCAAGAUCAGAUUAAACGAAUGGUGAUUGUCUUAAACCCUCCUAUAUGCUUUUGCUCAACCUCCUAGACGAGCCAUCCCUUUUUUUCUAACACAUGAAGGCACACCUAUCAUUCUUUUUUUCUUUCAAAAUUGGCCAUCCCAAUCCCAACUUGUCAAGAGAAAGAAUCAUUUAUUUAUAGAAUACACCCUAACCACGCCUUUUAAUGAACCAUUUACGGAAAUCAUUUGUAUCAAUGUAGUAUGUUGAUUAUUUCAAGUGCCACUUUAAGUUACUAGGUGAUCGGUUUGGAUGCCUGUUUCUGGUGCCUACAACCGAAAACAUUUUUGACCCAUGUAACAUGGUACCAUUUCAGGGCUUGACUUGAAUCGAAUCGGUGUCCCCAGGUUCAUUGUUAUGUGGUUUUUUAAUCUUUGAUACAUCUUAUACGUGAUAAUGUUCAAACUGAUACCUUCAUCUUAAGGUUCAAGCUCUUAUUUAUUGAGAUAUGUCUAUUAAAGCAUGAAAAGUAGU
Molecule: messenger RNA, 1859 nt
Organism: Rubroshorea leprosula
Lineage: Eukaryota; Viridiplantae; Streptophyta; Magnoliopsida; Malvales; Dipterocarpaceae
Source: the annotation of a GenBank genome assembly